This is a messenger RNA of Triplophysa rosa, 3896 nucleotides long. Its product is annotated as PDZ domain-containing RING finger protein 4-like. The transcript is spliced from 8 exons. Gene Ontology annotation, molecular function: protein binding. Lineage: Eukaryota; Metazoa; Chordata; Actinopteri; Cypriniformes; Nemacheilidae. The record is from RefSeq and is a predicted model, not a curated record. Bases 139 to 2289 code for a protein of 716 amino acids.
UGCUGUCUGAUGCCGUCGGCUCGUGCGUGCGGAUGACACACGGAUGAGAGCCGGAGUGUGUGCGCGUGUGUUUCUGGAGGGAGACCCCCGACCCGCCGCGGGGAGAGCGAGAGGUCUGCCGUAUCCGUGACGACGAGGAUGGGCUGCAAUCUGUGUAGUUUACAGAAGAGAGAGGAGCAUUACAAACUACUGUAUGAGAUCUCACAGGUGAAUGGCAGGGAUCUCUCGAGAGCGAGUCAUGAAGAGGCGGUCGAGGCUUUCCGCAGCGCUAAAGACCCCAUCGUGGUUCAGGUGCUCCGCCGGACCCCUCUGCCCCGAGGUCAAGCCCAGGACGUCCAGGUGGUGGACGUGUGCACACAAACCGAAAUCACCUUCGAGCACAUCAUGGCUCUGGCCAAACUCCGUCCUACAACACCGCCUGUGCCGGAUAUCUGUCCCUUUCUCCUGUCAGACAGUUGUCACUCUCUGCAUUCUGUGGACCAGGAGAACUUUGAGGAUGGCCAGUAUCUCAACACCAUGAUGGCAGACGGAGAGAGACCUGAUGACUUUGAGUAUGAGGAGGUGGAACUGUGUCGAAUGAACAGCGAGGAGAAGCUCGGCCUCACGCUGUGUUACAGAACGGAUGAUGAAGAAGAUAUCGCUAUAUACGUCAGUGAGAUCGAACCGAACAGCAUCGCCGCCCGAGACGGUCGCAUCCGAGAAGGCGACCGUAUUUUACAGAUUAAUGGGCGGGACGUUCAGGACAAACAGGAAUCUGUGGCCGUUUUGUCAAAUGAAGAAUGCAGAAAUAUUGUGCUGCUAGUGUGCAGGCCUGAAAUACAAGAGGAGCCGUGGCUGGAUGAUGAACACAGCGAGUUCUUAGAAGAGCUGAAGAUGGAGAUGCUGGAAGAACAGAGACGAGAAGAAGAGGAGAUGGACAGAGCCGCAAGAGAAGAAGAAGAGAAGGCCGCAAGAAUCAAAGAAGACAUCACAGCCUCCUGUUCUUACAAUCAGACCAGUCAGAAAGACGGCUCCGAAAAGAACUUUCUUGCCCAAAUCCAGAAGCGUCUGUCGAGGUGUCUACGGCAGCGACGCGAGGCUGCGGGUCAAAGCCGUGACGGUUCCGUGUCGGGACGGGUCUCCGGUGAGGGAGUGGAAGACGAAGUCGCUGAUGGAGAUUGUUAUCAGCAGCUCCUCGAGCUCAAGUGUCAAAUCCGCAACAGCGGCGAGUACGACCUCUUCUACAGCCGCAGCAGCACCAUCGAAUGCAGCCUGCGGGAGCAGAGCGGCGGCGUUCAACACGAGCUGCGUCUGCUCAACGAGGAACUGCGCAGCAUCGAGCUGGAAUGCCAGAACAUCAUGCAAGCGCAUCAACUGCGUACGCAAAACCAAGGUCCCCGAAGCCCUAGGCACGCCGGGAAGCUGGCGGACAUCAGCGAGCACCCGGAGAAGUCGGACAAGGACAGUUCGAGCGCGUACAAUACGGCGGAGAGCUCCCGCAGCACUCCGCUGGCCAUGGACCGCUCUCCAGAACAUUCCGUGCAGAGGAUGAUCACUUCGACCAACCAGAAGAACCUCAAGAGUAGUUUCCUCGCCGGACGCGGUUUGCCCCCCUGUCCGCCGGUCAGGAGAGCGCCGAGCGGCAGUCCGGAUCACAGCAACCCCUCAGAGUCCGACCAAACUCCUCCUGCGGACGACGAGAGGAGCCUUCGCUCGUGCAUCCCGCGCCACCAGCAAACGGACCACGCCCGACAUUACCAGAGUGUCGUGCACCUGAUCCAACAACAGUCCGCUGUAGAGUAUGCCCACAGUCUGCUGAGCGGUCCGCAGGCCCCCCUGCCGUCCGAACCCAAGAUGGAGUGGAAGGUCAAGUUGAGAAGCGAUGGCACGAGAUACAUCACCAAGCGGCCGGUCCGAGACCGACUGCUCCGCGAGCGAGCCCUCAAAAUCAAGGAGGAGCGCAGCGGAGGUAUGACGACGGAUGACGACGCCAUGAGCGAGAUGAAAAUGGGACGCUACUGGAGCAAAGAGGAGCGGAAACAGCAGCUCCUGCGGGCUAAAGAGCAGCGCCGGCGACGGGAGUUCAUGCAGCGGAGUCGACUGGAGUGUCUGCGGGAGAAUCCUCAGAGCGGCGGCGAGGGCCGUAAGGAGGUCAGCAUCAUCGAACUCAGCCAUCGUAAGAUGAUGAAAAAACGCAACAAGAAGAUUCUGGACAACUGGAUGACCAUUCAGGAACUGAUGACGCACGGCGCCAAAGCGCCAGAAGCUUCCAAAGUCCAUAACGCCUUUCUUUCCGUUACAACUGUAUAGAUUUUCGCGAACAUUCUUGUACUUUACCCCAUGUGGUACGAUCUACUCUUGCCUCGUUCAAUGCGGCGAUUUUUAUGAGAAAAAAACAAGAAUAUUUUUCACACUUUGUUACUGGAUAAAUGUUUUGUAUGCAAAUGUCAGUUUUUAUGAUUUGUUUUUUUGUUUUGUUACAAUAACAAAAACGUACUUGAAGGAACAUUUCAAACAUAGGAAACAUACUCGCCUUCAUGUUAUGUCAAACUUGUAUGACUCUUUAUUUUGUCGUCAUCUGAAUAUUCACCCAAAAACAAAAAAUCUUUUUUUCAUCCUCGUGUGUUUGUAAACCUGUAUAUGACUCUUUCUUAAGUGAAACCCAAAAGAAGAUAUUUUGAGAAAUGUCUCAGUGACUUCGUGGAAGUCAAUAAAGACCAAUGUUGUUUGGUUACCAACGUUCUUCAAAAUGUCUGAAGAAAGAAACUCAUACAGGUUGGGAAUGACAUGACAAAAUAGGUUCGUUUUUGGGUGAACUAUCCCUUUAAAAACCUAAACAUGUCAGCUGGAGGCUAAAGGACCUGCUUGAAAUCAAACAAAUCAAUGUUAUUUGGUCAUGAGAUUUCUUGUUCACGUCCAAAGCAACAGGCAGGAUAUUAAAAUUUUACCUUUUGUGUUUCACUAAAGAAUGAAAGUCAUGUUUCAGAGUGACAUGAGGGUGAUGAAGACAAGAAUGUUGAGGUUGAAGGAUUCCUUUAAUGUUUUGUGUUUGUCAUCCAGGAUCAGAUUGACAACGUUCUGAACAGUGUUUACAUCAGCAAAAUGUGAACGAUUGUGCCCUUGCCUUUAACUCUGUCUGAAAACAUCUCCAAACACUCGCAGGAUCAGCUCACGACAGCAGAUGAGCCAUGUAGCUGUAGAUAACUGGACCAGCUCUACCUCAACCUCCAGCAGACAAUGAGCAACAUACUGAAGUCACCUGUAAACACACAUCACUCAGUAUUCAGCGUACGCAAAAGAUUCAAACAACAUUUCUCAUUUCAGUCUUGUGACCAGCAGUCGAACACACGUUUUAUAAAAUAAGUAUUGAUACUAUAACAGUGUUAAUCCGUCCAUUUUAAAGUGCAGGACUUCAAUCUACACUAGUGUUGAAGUCUUAAAAGAGAAAUCAGUUUACAGACAAAUACCAGCAUGAAUCUGCUCUGAUAAAAUAUGCCGCAAACACUAACAGGGGCAUUGGGAUUCUGUGUUCAGUUUUUAGAAAUUCUGGAUUGAGUAUUAUUAAUGUUCUCUGUUUUCAACAGAUACAUUUCAUACACACUUUCUAAAGAAAACAAGUUUAGUCAGAUUUAGUUUUUGCUGGAUUAGCCUAUUUAUUUUUCUGGUGCGAAAUUUGUACAUUCGAAUUGUAUUGUAUUUGAAUUCUGUACUUAUUCUGGCUAAAUGUUAUUAGUCUUAUUUAAAUAGUAGUCUUCUCUUCUGGCCAGGUGAAUGUGUGGUCAUUGUGAUAUUUUGACAUUUAAUAAAAUUUUUCUUCAGAACGUGUCGUUAAUCUAUCAGCACAUGAACCUUUGCUUGACAUUAAUGAAAACUGACAGAGUCGUUUUUUAUAAUAACCUGACUGAACUUUGCUGUCA